AAUCAGUCCUGGACAGUUCUGGAAAUUUCCGCAAACGGAAAAGGUGCUCUUGCUCGUUGCAACAUUCAGUCAGUCGUUUUCGUACGUGUAACGCAUAGUAGAAAAUCCACUUUCUAUCGAUCGCUAAAGUGAAUUUUUCCAAUCUCGAGCACGAGUUCUCGAAGGUAUCCGGCAAGAUGUCUUUGUUCGGGUCAUUUAUGGGCGAUGAUGAUAUUUUCAACAUUUUCGGAUCUUCCAUGCAUACCAUGAGGCAGAUGAACAGCAUGAUGAACUCUAUGUUCCAUAAUCCAUUUGAGAUGAUGGGGCAAAAUGCUCUUAUGCUCCAUCAUGGUAGAGGAUCUCAAAAUGAUAUGUCAGUCUCCUUGUUUGAUCCACAUUUUGGAAGAUUUGGUUUUAACAACAUGGCAACUGAUGGAAAUUGUCAUUCGUUUAUGAGUCAAUCUGUUAUGACUAUGUCCAACGGUCCCGAUGGACGUCCACAAGUUUACCAGGAAACCAUGUCUACCAGAAUGGCACCUGGUGGCAUAAAAGAAACUAAACAGACAGUAAGUGAUUCUCGUACUGGAACAAGGAAAAUGGCUAUUGGUCAUCACAUAGGCGACAGAGCACAUAUCCUUGAAAGAGAACGUAAUAUGCAUGGUGAGGAGGAAGAACGACAGGAAUUUAUCAAUCUUGAAGAAGAAGAGGCAGAGACUUUUAAUCGCGAAUGGGAAUCACAUACGCGGCGGGUACGUACUAGUGCAAUUGAUAGUGGAAAUUCAGCUAGAGUUGUCAGUAACAGCAGGCAUCGACCAGAGCCAAGACAGUUGGCCUUACCAUCUACCACAGAUCCAUCAGCAAGUCGACAUUCUAAUAAAGGUACAAGAUGGAUACCCAGUGCUAGACGUGCUAUAAGGGCCUUAAAUCCUUCCAAAGUAAAAAAUACUACUUCUCCUUCUACACGCUUCAAGCCUCCAGAAUCUGCAACAUCUUCGAGAGCUGAAGUGUUAUCGGCAUCACCGUCUGCAUCAGGAUCUCGAAAGCGCGAGCAUAAACCAGAUAGACAAGUUAGUAAUAAGCGUCACCAAGCUGUAUCCGAUAGUGACGACUAGAAUAUUUUAAACUAUUAUCUGCAACAUAUUUUAUCUGCAACCUAUAAUAAAAUCUCAUGUAACGAAAUUUAAAUUAAACAGACUAGGAA
Formica exsecta is the source of this 1180-nucleotide messenger RNA. It is a transcript of the gene Mlf, whose product is annotated as myeloid leukemia factor. NCBI's taxonomy places the organism in Eukaryota, Metazoa, Arthropoda, Insecta, Hymenoptera, Formicidae. Gene Ontology annotation, biological process: regulation of DNA-templated transcription. Gene Ontology annotation, cellular component: nucleus; cytoplasm. The record is from RefSeq and is a predicted model, not a curated record. The coding region runs from base 177 to 1091 and encodes 304 amino acids. The transcript has 6 exons.